Onthophagus taurus is the source of this 1254-nucleotide messenger RNA. Its product is annotated as testis-specific serine/threonine-protein kinase 3. The record is from RefSeq and is a predicted model, not a curated record. Gene Ontology annotation, molecular function: ATP binding; tau-protein kinase activity. NCBI's taxonomy places the organism in Eukaryota, Metazoa, Arthropoda, Insecta, Coleoptera, Scarabaeidae. Gene Ontology annotation, cellular component: cytoplasm. Gene Ontology annotation, biological process: protein phosphorylation; intracellular signal transduction; microtubule cytoskeleton organization.
GUCAAAAAAAUGUCAAAAUUAACAGUAAAAAAAGUGUGACUAUUACAAAACAUUAUUAAAUAAUGAGAGAAGGUUGAGAUGCCUUCUCCGAAAAGCAGCGUGCACCAGCACACAUCGAAUGCACCGACCGGACAAACUGUCGAACACAAGGAAAAGAAAACCGUUUUAGAAAAUCACGGCUACUAUUUAGGAAAGACGAUAGGAGCUGGCUCUUAUGCGACAGUUCGGUUCGAAUUCGUUUUUAUCGCUUUUAAGCUGGCUCACAGUGAUAUUCACGGUGGUGACGUUGCUGUUAAAAUCGUCAGCAAAUACACGGCCCCUGAGGAUUAUUUAAAGAAAUUUUUGCCGAGGGAAAUUGAAGUUGUGAAAGGAUUAAAACAUCCCAAUUUGAUACGGUUUUUACAAGCUAUUGAGACAACACACAGGGUUUAUAUUUGUAUGGAAUACGCUGCAAAUGGAAGUCUCCUAGACAUUAUUCGUAGAGAUACUUAUAUCGAUGAAACCAGGGCUCGAAAUUGGUUUCGACAGUUAGUUGAUGCAAUAGAUUAUUGCCAUGAAAGAGGUGUCGUUCAUAGAGACAUAAAAUGCGAAAAUUUACUUAUGGACGAUGGGUUUAAUAUUAAAGUAUCCGAUUUUGGAUUUGCACGUGGUCAUUUAAAAAAUAGUAGUGGUCAAAAUGUAUUGAGCGAAACUUUUUGCGGAAGUUAUGCUUAUGCUUCGCCGGAAAUUUUAAAAGGAGUUCCAUAUCAUCCACAAUUUUCCGAUGUUUGGUCAAUGGGGGUAGUUCUCUAUGCAAUGGCUUUUGGUAGACUUCCAUUUGAUGAUACAAACUAUUCUUUACUUCUAAAACAAGUGUCUAAUAAAGUUACCUUUCCCAGAGAACCAAAAGUAACAACGUCUUGUAGAACGUUAAUAUCAAAAAUUUUAGCCCCUUUAAAAGUUCGUUUAAGAGUUUCUGGUAUCCGAAACGAUCCCUGGUAUAACUACGUAGGUGAUAAAGCGGGAAGUAGUAAAGAUCAUGCAACCGACCCCAAAAAGAUUACUUCAGCAAAUCGUGGUAUGAAAGACAAUGAAACCCUCGCAAAAGACUUAACUCGGCUUAUUACCAAAGAACAACAAAUCGAAUUGCAGGGAAAUGUGCAGAAACUUAAACAAAAGAGACAUAGUACAGAUGACCAACAAUAUUCAGUUCAGGAAAAGCAAUCUAGGGACAAAAACAAAAAGAAAUAAUAAUAAAAAUUUUUGGUGUUUUAA